GCACGCCUCAUCUCCGAUGGUGAGACUGUCAUCACCAACAUCUUCUACAACUCCAUCCCCGGUCCUUCCAAAGGCGGCCUGUUCUGGGUUAUCUAUGUCUUCGCUAUCCUGGCUACCCUGAUUGCCUCGCAAGCCUUAAUUACUGCGUCAUUCAGCCUCAUACAGCAGCUGAUCAACAUGCGCAAUCUACCCGCCUUCCGCAUGGUGUAUACGUCUGAAAAGACCCAAGGCCAAGUCUACAUUCCGAUCGUAAACUGGGCUCUGAUGAUCGUGGUCGUUGUGGUCGUUGCGGCAUUCAAAAGCUCGACCGCAUUGACGAACGCAUAUGGGCAUGUCCAUUUAUUCCCGAGUUCGGGAUUCGCCGUUGCGACUGUCAUGAUAACCACCACCGUCCUUAUUUCUAUCCAAUUCAAGUAUGUGAAGGGCCUGUCAGGGUGGUUAGGACUACUCUUCUUCUUGACCUUCGGCUUCUUUGACGGCCUCUUUUGGGGUGCUGCCGUGCGGAAGGUCCCUCAUGGCGCCUGGGUCCCGUUGAUGAUCGGCCUUAUCAUACUCAGCUCCAUCCUCUUCUGGACAUGGACAAAACGUCUCGAGGAUGACUUUGACGGCAGCACACGCGAGAACCUGCGCCAUGUCAUCCUCUGCCGAGAGGAAGAUGAGGUUGACGAGAAGGCUUCUACGUCUUCUGAGGAUCGCACCAUGUAUGAGGCGACAGGGCACGUCGUCAUCGCAAGCGAACGCCCCAAGGACAACAUCCCUCGAUUCAUCUUAACGAGACAGCAGAGCCAUGACAGUACUACCGGACAUCAUAAGGCUGGCCAGACCAAGAAGCCUCUCGCACGUAUACCCACAUGCGCCGUCUUCCACAAAUUGACCACUGGGCGGGGCGUUCCACAUUCAUUUUCCUCAUUCCUGCGGCAUUGGCCCGCACUCCCGCGGCUAGUCAUUUUCCUAUCUGUUCAGGUUCUUCACGUAGCGAGGGUCCCCCCGAGCGAGCGUUACUUCGUCACUAGGGUCCGUUCCAUCGAAGGCUUCUAUGGUGUAACGUACUGCCUUGGCUUCCGUGACGACUUUGACGUCCAGAUCACCGAGAUCGUCGAUCGUAUAUGUGACCUCGAGACUCGCGCCAACCCUGAAGGCUCGGUCGCUUUGCUUCAGGAGAUCCGGAGCGUUGCUGAGAGCUAUACUCACAUUGUCCCGCAUUACAUGGUCAGAAGCCGCAACAAACCCGGAGGCAAGCUGCGCUGGGUCCAAAAUUGGGUCAGACGCCUUCUUGUCGAAGAAAUCUAUCAGCGACUAUCGACCAUGUUUCCCGAGACGGCAAACUGGCUCGGUUCAACUGACGAGAUCAUUCAUGUAGGGGUACACGCGACUAUUUAA
This is a messenger RNA of Phanerochaete carnosa HHB-10118-sp, 1380 nucleotides long. RefSeq lists its product as uncharacterized. The transcript has 14 exons. The annotation marks the transcript as partial. The record is from RefSeq and is a predicted model, not a curated record. Gene Ontology annotation, molecular function: potassium ion transmembrane transporter activity. Gene Ontology annotation, biological process: potassium ion transmembrane transport. Gene Ontology annotation, cellular component: membrane. NCBI's taxonomy places the organism in Eukaryota, Fungi, Basidiomycota, Agaricomycetes, Polyporales, Phanerochaetaceae.